Molecule: messenger RNA, 494 nt
Organism: Acinonyx jubatus (cheetah)
Lineage: Eukaryota; Metazoa; Chordata; Mammalia; Carnivora; Felidae
Gene: CCL28
Product: C-C motif chemokine ligand 28
Exons: 3
Coding region: 95-478 (127 amino acids)
Biological process (GO): cell chemotaxis; immune response; positive regulation of cell-matrix adhesion
Cellular component (GO): extracellular region
Molecular function (GO): chemokine activity
Source: RefSeq, a predicted model, not a curated record
CCACACUCUCUGCACCCAAGGACACCUUCAGCCUCAUUUCCUGAUCCUACAGCCUCACCUGUGGUACAGCCCGGGGCUGGUGGGGCAGGCAGGAAUGCAGCAGACAGGACUCGCUCUGGUGGCCUUGGCUGCCUGUGUGGCUUUUCCCUCCUCAGAAGCCAUACUUCCCAUUGCCUCCAGCUGUUGCACUGAGGUUUCACGUCAUAUUUCCAGAAGGCUUCUGGAGAGAGUGAAUAUAUGUCGCAUUCAGAGAGCUGAUGGGGAUUGUGACUUGGCUGCUGUCAUCCUUCACAUCAGGCGCAGGAGGGUCUGCGUCAGCCCGCACAGUCACAUUAUUAAGCAGUGGAUGAAAGAACAAGAGGCCAAGAAAAAAGCUAAAGGCAACCUUUGCCACAAGAAGAAACAGGACGGCAAGAGGAACAGCAAAGGGGCACAUCAGGGGAAACCCGAAACCCAUGGCUAUAAAACUCCUUAUUAAAGCGUUUACAAAUGAA